Humulus lupulus (European hop) is the source of this 1856-nucleotide messenger RNA. RefSeq names its product probable E3 ubiquitin-protein ligase RHC1A. Gene Ontology annotation, biological process: protein ubiquitination. Gene Ontology annotation, cellular component: cytoplasm. The transcript has 2 exons. Lineage: Eukaryota; Viridiplantae; Streptophyta; Magnoliopsida; Rosales; Cannabaceae. The record is from RefSeq and is a predicted model, not a curated record. Bases 276 to 1361 code for a protein of 361 amino acids. Gene Ontology annotation, molecular function: ubiquitin protein ligase activity.
CUAGGAUCCAGGAAGAGCCCAAAGUCUCCUCUCUCUCUCUCUCUCUCUCUCUCUCUCUCUCUCACACACACUCAGUCUCGCAAAGCACACACAGACCUAGUCUUGGCUUCUCCCUUUUAAGGAUUUCGUUCACCAAUUCCAAGAGAUAAUUCUACCACAUCACCAUCCCCAACUCCAUGACUUGAUUUUUUUUUCUUCCUCUUCUUCGCACAAGUUAAACUGUUAAGGUUGGAGAAUUCUGUAUUUUAUUGUUGGUGUCAAUUGUUAGUGAAACGAUGUCGAGUGGUGUAGACACGCACUGGUGUUACCAAUGCAGUCAGACUUUCUGGCUUCGAGGGGGAGAUGUUGUCUGCCCUUACUGCCAUGGAGGCUUUGUUCAAGAGAUUGAUGAGAUUCAUGGUUUGGGGUCGCAAAAUGUAUUUACCCCUGAUUCAGGAGAAGUAGCUCCUCAUCAAAGUCAAAUGCCUGAUAUUUUUGAUCUUAUGUAUGCUUUGAUGGGGCGAAAUGGUCCUGACCGAAGAAUUCUAGAUACUAUCAGGCAUAGAAUGGCUGGAAGAAAUCCUAACUUUGAUGUUAGAGGACGAUCUGUUUCUGAACAGAAUUGGGGGAACCACAACCCCAAUUCUACACCUUUUUUAGUAUUUCAUGGUCAAAUUCCAGGAUUAGCGUUCUCUAAUGGCAGCUCAGGAAGUGGACACAGGCGUGGUGAUUUUGGUGACUACUUUGUUGGCCCGGGACUGGAAGAACUUAUUGAACAGCUGACUGUGAAUGAUCGGCGCGGCCCUCCUCCAGCAGCUCGUUCUUCCAUUGAUGCAAUGCCCACUAUCAGGAUCACACAAUUGCAUCUUCGUACUGACUUGCAUUGUCCAGUCUGUAAAGAAAAGUUUGAGUUGGGGUCUGAAGCAAGAGAGAUGCCUUGUAACCACAUUUAUCACUCUGAUUGUAUCGUUCCUUGGCUGGUUCAACAUAAUUCAUGCCCUGUUUGCCGUGUUGAGCUGCCAGCUCAAGGCCGGACUAGUAGUACUGGCAGCAGUCGAAGUUGGGUUGGAGGGAAUGGUAACAGCAGCAGCGGCAACGUAGAUGGUAGUAGCUCCAGUAGUAGGGAGACUGGUCGUCAGACCUAUGGAAGGAGAAGCGCACUGUCAUAUUUGUGGCCUUUCCGUUCGUCAAACUCAAGCUCAUCUAAUCAUAACUCGUCAAUUUCAAACUCUUCGAUUUCAAACUCAUCAAUUUCAAACUCAUCAAUUUCAAACACAUCAAAUCCAAACACUCGCUACAAUUCUGAAACUGGAGGAAAUAGCUCAUCAACCACUCAUGAACAUAAUGAGAUGAGUUACUCUGGUUGGCCUUUUGAUUACUAGUUCUUCACUUGGUUUUCUUGUCCAGUGGCAUUUGACAUAACCAAAUAAAGCUAGGUAAGUAAGGUUGGUGUGGAAAUGCUUUGAAAAUGGUAUGUUCUGCUGCAAUAUAUAAUGGUCUGCUGCAAUAUAUAAGGUUGGUAUGGUAUGCUUUGAAAAUGGUAUGUUCAUCAACCACUCAUGAACAUAAUGAGAUGAGUUACUCUGGUUGGCCGUUUGAUUACUAGUUCUUCACUUGGUUUUCUUGUCCAGUGGCAUUUGACAUAACCAAAUAAAGCUAGGUAAGUAAGGUUGGUGUGGAAAUGCUUUGAAAAUGGUAUGUUCUGCUGCAAUAUAUAAUACUAUUGUAAUGUAGCUUAAGGUCAGUAGAAGCUCGAUGGACUUCAUGUAAAUGUUGAGCUGGCUUUAAAGGGGCUGCAGUUUGUUUUGAUAAAUAGUUUACUUUUUUUUCUUUCUUCAGUGGGAUGAAUGAAUGUUUCUUAUAGUCUUGUUUUGGUU